AUGGUAGGGCUUCAACGUCUCAUGUCCCAAUUCUCCAAGAAUUCCAUUCAAUACGAUCGAGUGGAGAGUGAAGAAGAUAAAGAAAUCACCCACGAAUCAACGCCAAAAGGUAAGACUCGCCAUGAAAAACUCAAGCAGAUUCUAUCCCGAGUGUCGUUACUAUGGAUAAACACCACGCUCCUCGGGAUCACGGGGAUAUUCUUCUUCGGUAAUGGCCAACCGAAUGGCAAGCCCGCUUGUGAGGUUGAUGGUUUUAUAGCACCCGCCAUGGACGAUGCCGAUGUCUCCUUUUCCACGGAGUGGAUCGAUGGCAAUUUCCUCAACAACGAUCCGCUGAGCAUAUUCCGCCAGGAACCCAGCCUUGAAGUCGACAUUGCCUGGUCCAAGCUCGCCGAUACGAGGCCAAUUCCUCUGACACGGGAAGAUGUGUUGGCGAUUGGGAAAGACCCGGAGAAGUCAGUGAAACUAGGACCGGAAUUCGGCCUGGGUCCGGACCUAUACGCCGGUCGGGUCGACGUGUUCCACCAGCUGCAUUGCUUAGAUGCGCUGCGACAAGAGGCAUAUUUCGAGCACUACUACCACAACACGUACCCAGGCGGGUAUAACCAGACCACCCAAAAGCACCGCGCUCAUCUGUCGCAUUGCAUCCAUAUUAUUUUGCAGAAUAUCCUCUGCCACGCAAAUACAGAUAUUCUCACCCACAUCUGGACCGAUGCAGUCGAUCAUCCGUGGCCGGACUUCAAUAUUCCGCAUAGAUGCCGGGACUAUCGGGCGUUAAUGGACUGGCAACAUCGCCAUGCCGUGGACGAGGGUUUAUUUGUCAAGAUGAAGAGACCAGUGGGCCAGGAGCCUCGCAGGACAAGUAGCCACUUCAAGAAGAUUGUCAAUUCGGAAAUGUAUGGCCAUCUUGAAGACAUCAUGGAUGAUGGGGAUGUUGCAUAG
Messenger RNA from Aspergillus steynii IBT 23096, 942 nucleotides. RefSeq names its product oxidase ustYa family protein. The transcript is spliced from 2 exons. Lineage: Eukaryota; Fungi; Ascomycota; Eurotiomycetes; Eurotiales; Aspergillaceae. The record is from RefSeq and is a predicted model, not a curated record. Bases 1 to 942 code for a protein of 313 amino acids. Gene Ontology annotation, biological process: mycotoxin biosynthetic process.